AACCACGAUGAAUCCACUACAAGAAGAAACAUUCUACCAGCAGUUCAGCAACCAACGGGUCCCAAAGCCAACCUACCAGAGGAGGACCUACCUGUGCUACCAGCUGAAGCCACAUGAAGGCUCCGUCAUUGCCAAAGUCUGCCUUCAAAAUCAGGAAAAGCGCCAUGCAGAAAUUUGCUUUAUUGACGAUAUAAAGUCACGACAACUAGACCCAUCCCAGAAAUUCGAAAUCACCUGCUAUGUCACAUGGAGCCCCUGCCCCACCUGUGCCAAGAAACUGAUUGCGUUUGUCAAUGAUCACCCCCACAUCAGCCUGAGGCUCUUUGCCUCCCGCCUGUACUUCCACUGGCGCCAGAAGUAUAAGCGGGAGCUGAGGCACCUGCAGGAAUCUGAGAUCUCCCUGGCUGUCAUGAGCUACCUGGAGUUUAAGGACUGCUGGGAGAAGUUUGUAGACCACAAGGGCAGGCCUUUCCAGCCCUGGAACAAGCUGAAGCAGUACAGUGAAAGCAUAGGCCGUCGGCUCCAGAGGAUCGUCCAGCCCCUGAACAAUUUAGAGAAUGACUUCAGAAAUUUGAGACUUUAAUGAGCAUCGGGCCCCCCAACCCCAUUCCUGAAGCAUCUCAGCGGUUCAUAAACUGCUGCCUCUGAGGAGCAGGUUGUGAGCUCUGCAGGCACAUCUAACCCUCUCCUUUCCUCCUUCAUUCUUUUGUUUCCUUUUAUAAGUGGGUAUAUAUUUUUAUAAUUGAGAAAAUAAAGAGAAUGUGUAAGUCUGUAGAAGUUGGAUUACUUUCUAAAAGGGAAAUCGGGAUUUUCCCUCAGGAAAAAAAAAAUGAGUAUAAGGAAAGGCCUUUUUAUUCUACUGCACCAAGAAAAAAAAUGUAUCUGAGAAUUCCCUCUCAAGUCUGGAAUAGUUGGAUCAUUUUGUCUUCCCCUCUAUCCUCUGUUCCUUUCCAGUAUCUCCUAGCCAUCUAAAUAAAUGAGGUGAAACAGUUGGGCGCACGCAGUGGCUCAUAGAAUUGCCUGGAGGGAUAAAUAAAACCACUUGGAGCAGUGUUAUUGGGUGCUCUUAGUUGGAGCAAUAAGAGCCAACUCCGGCUGAUGAAAACAGGAAAAGAAAAAAAAAAAAGAUUUGUUAAAAAGAUGUUGGGAGUCUCCUUGAAGCUCUAGGAAAGAGGGAAAGCUAGAUUUGGAGGCUUCCAAACAGGAAGGAGCCCCCCCCCCAACUAUGCUAUAGAGCUGGUUUCAUGAAGGUGGCGCUGCCAGUGGCAGCACGCUCCACCUGCAUAAGCCCCACCUAGAAGCCAGGCGCUGACCCAGGGCCUCUGCUUGGCUGCCUCCACUGCCAACACCCACCCCACCCCCAGAAUGGAGAAAAGGAAAGGAGAAGA
Molecule: messenger RNA, 1388 nt
Organism: Canis lupus familiaris (dog)
Lineage: Eukaryota; Metazoa; Chordata; Mammalia; Carnivora; Canidae
Gene: APOBEC3Z3
Product: apolipoprotein B mRNA editing enzyme, catalytic polypeptide-like 3Z3
Biological process (GO): DNA cytosine deamination; negative regulation of single stranded viral RNA replication via double stranded DNA intermediate; defense response to virus
Cellular component (GO): P-body; nucleus; cytoplasm
Molecular function (GO): RNA binding; cytidine deaminase activity; zinc ion binding
Source: RefSeq, marked validated